Molecule: messenger RNA, 3333 nt
Organism: Xenopus tropicalis (tropical clawed frog)
Lineage: Eukaryota; Metazoa; Chordata; Amphibia; Anura; Pipidae
Gene: vwa5a.2
Product: von Willebrand factor A domain containing 5A, gene 2
Exons: 24
Coding region: 262-2952 (896 amino acids)
Source: RefSeq, a predicted model, not a curated record
UUAGUGCAGUAGUUCGGCGGGUCGGUACUUGGGCUCGGUGCCAGCUGAUCCCCGGGGCCCUGACCCGUCUCCUUAUCUGGCGAAUCCGGGGCGAUAUCGGGCUCACAUCGCUCCUAUCCCUGUGCGACCCGCCGCGGCCCCCCGGCUAUUUACUGGCACUGACGCUGCUUCUGAUCCGGGACCUUCCGGCAAGUGCCGCGCCCAGUUGCAGCCUCAGUGCGACAGCGUCGGGAUCCGGCAGCGCUAAGUAAUUGAGACAACAUGGAUUCCUGCUGUGGCCUUAUCAUCUCCUGCUCCAAGGUCCCCGUGCCGCUCCGUGGGAUCUCGGUGGAGGUGCAGGUAAAAGGCUUCGUGGCUGAUGUAUGUGCCACACUGAGGUACAAGAACACGGAGGAGAAGCCCAUAGAAGCCAUCUUUGUGUUCCCUCUGGAUCAGGACUCUGCCGUGUACAGCUUUGAGGCCACGGUGGAAGGGAAGACGAUAGUGGCAGAGCUACAGGAGAGGGAGCAGGCCCACAAAACCUAUGAUGAGGCCAUUAGCCAAGGCCAGGAAGCUUUUCUGCUGGAGGAGGAUAAGAGCUCUGGUGACAUUUUCAGCUGCAGCGUUGGGAACCUUCCCCCUGGGCAGGAGGCUGAGGUGAAACUGAGCUUCGUGCGGGAGCUGCCAGUGGAGUCAGAUGGUGCUGUGCGCUUUGUGCUUCCAACUGUCCUGAACCCCAGAUACACCCCAAAAGAUCACGACAUGAGCGUAACGGCUGCCAUCCCACGAUUGCCCGCUGAUAAGAUCCCCUACAGCCUUGCUCUGAACGCUCACUUCCAGUCCGUCUAUGGAAUCUCCAAGAUUGAGUCCAACUGUCAGCUCGAGCCGAUCCAGUACACUGAUGGGGACAAACUGUCGGCCAAGGUGUCCCUGGCGCAAGGGCACAAGUUUGAUAAAGAUGUGGAGCUGUUGGCCUAUUACCUGCAAGCAAACACCCCCAGCGCCAUGGUGGAGGCGGGGCUUCCUGAUGCUGUGGAAGGUUCUAUCAUGGCCGACCCAGUGGUGAUGCUGAACUUCUACCCCAACAUUCCAGAGACAAAGGAGAAGGCGAACUCCGGGGAGUUUAUUUUCCUGAUGGACAGGUCUGGGAGUAUGAUGGACAACAUGAGUUCCGAGCAGAACGCCCCGCGCCGUAUCGACAGCGCCAAGGAGACCCUGAUCUUACUGCUCAAGAGCCUCCCCCUCGGCUGUUACUUCAAUAUCUUCAGCUUUGGCUCCGAAUUCUCUUCCAUUUUCUCGGAGAGUACGGCCUACACCCAGGAGUCCAUGGCGGAAGCUGUGAAGCUGGUGAAUCAGAUGGAUGCCGAUAUGGGAGGAACCGAAAUCCUAGAACCAUUGAAAAGGAUCUACAAAACGGCUGGAAGGCCCGCUCACCCCAGACAGUUGUUUGUUUUCACCGAUGGAGAAGUCGGGAACACAAAGUUCGUUAUAGAUGAAGUAAGAAGGAACGCCCAUAAUCACCGGUGUUUUACAUUUGGUAUUGGGGACGGGGCCUCCACGGCCCUCAUUAAGGGCUUGGCCAGGGCGGCCAGUGGCACCUUUGAGUUUAUCACUGGGAAGGAGAGGAUGCAGCCCAAGGUUCUUCAGACCCUGAAAUGUUCCCUGCAGCCCAUGGUGAAGGACAUCACCCUGACAUGGAUUCUGCCUCCUGGGGUGGAGGCCAAACUGCUGUCUGGGACUCCCACUGCCAUAUUCCAAGGCCAGAAAUCCAUUGUGUAUGCCCAGCUAAAGGGCAAGGUGGAGCAGGGAACAGAAGGGCAAGUCAGCCUGGCAUACAGCUUUAAAGAUGAAAUGGUCGCCAACGUACUGCGCUUCACCCUGAAGCUCACACAAUCGGAGAGGCCCACCAUGCACAGACUAGCGGCCAAGGUGGUCAUCUCUAACCUGAUUGGUGGGGAAAACCUAGAGGAGAAAUCGGAGGAAGUGCAGAAACAGAUUGUGGAGACCAGUGUCCAAUCCGGGGUCAUCUCCCCCCUCACGGCCUAUGUAGCUGUCAAUAAGGAAACCAAGAACCCAGUGAAAGGCCCCCCGGUCCAGAGGUCCAUCCCACUCUAUGGUGCACCAGUGGCAAUGGCUUGCUGUAUGCCAAUGCCAAGAAUGAUGCCAGGUGGGCCACCAAGAGCGCUUGCUUGCAGUAUGGCGGCACCAGGGGGGUAUAAACCCCAAAUUGCUGUUUGUCAUUUCCCUGCACCCACUCCUAUGCCAGCCAUGCCACUCUUGCCCACUCCUGAGCUCGCUGACCCCACAUCUGGUCCGGCAGAGGGGUUGUCUGAACCAGAAAUAGCGGUUUGUUAUUGGUCAGACUCCGCUACUGUGAGCGACGGCGCCACAUCUGCUCCCGCCGAGGGGUCGCCUGAACCAAAAGUAGAAGUUUGUUAUUGGCCAGACCCCGCUUCUGUGAGUGACGGCGCCACAUCUGCUCCCGCCGAGGGGUCGCCUGAACCAGAAAUAGCGGUUUGUUAUUGGCCAGACCCCGCCCAUACACAGGGAGGGUCGCCUGAACCAAAAGUAGAAGUUUGUUAUUGGCCAGACCCCGCUUCUGUGAGCGACGGCGCCACAUCUGCUCCCGCCGAGGCCAAAGCAGAACGGGCUCUGUUCCAGCUCAUCUCCCUGCAGAACGCAGACGGGUCCUGGAACCUCAACUCGGAAUUGGCUUCCGUCUUUGAAAUGUCCGAAGAGGCUCUGAAAGAGAAAAUCCCGGAUCCGAGCGUGGAUGCCUCACUGUGGGCCACUGUUCUGGCCGUGAUGUGGCUGCACGCCGCCCGCCCCCAGCAGAGAGACGAGUGGGAGUUGCUGGAGGACAAAGCUCUGGAUUGGAUUAAGGCAAAAGCAGCCCCUUCCUUGAGUGAGUGCGUCCGGGCCGGAAAUCAGCUGCUGAACUGCUCCGUGGGCAGCGAAGUGUUUGGCCUGUGAGAAGAAGAGGCCAAUGGAAACCGGAAUCUAAACUGGGAAAUACGUCUCUGUGUCAUUGGUACAGUUAAAGGGGAAGCUCAUCUGAACAUUAAAAAAAAAAUGUAGGUGGUAGAACGUUACAUAAGGUUUAGUUUGUCUGCUCUGUACUGAGAAUUAAUAGGGUGAACUUGACCUUUUUAUAGCUGCUUAUUAUCUGCUGCACUAUAGUGGGGGGAACUGGAGACAAUAUUAAUAACUACUACUGGUUUUAGUGGGGGGUUCUGGUACCCUGGGCCCCUACCUCUUCCUUCUGAACACCCCCAAACCUGAGAAACGGGGUUACUAACAGCCGCACCAAAGAUUUUUCAUUUUCACUAAAAUAAAAGGAAAGAAAAAAAAGAA